Messenger RNA from Dunckerocampus dactyliophorus (ringed pipefish), 2572 nucleotides. RefSeq names its product transforming growth factor beta regulator 4 (gene fastkd4). The record is from RefSeq and is a predicted model, not a curated record. The transcript is spliced from 11 exons. Gene Ontology annotation, molecular function: RNA binding. Lineage: Eukaryota; Metazoa; Chordata; Actinopteri; Syngnathiformes; Syngnathidae. Gene Ontology annotation, cellular component: ribonucleoprotein granule; mitochondrial matrix. Bases 261 to 2162 code for a protein of 633 amino acids. Gene Ontology annotation, biological process: regulation of mitochondrial mRNA stability; mitochondrial RNA processing.
ACCUCCUCUCGGCACACUAUUCCAUGUGAAGCGCUUUUAAAAAGUAUGUAAUUAAUUUUUCAUAUGAGUUGUGCCUUUUUGUGACAGCCGAUGGUGCUGCGCCUGGUAGCGGACGGCUGUUGUUUUGCAAAGAGUCAAAAGUGCCGAUUUGAGAGCUCUUCCUCUCCGCCACAAGGUUUAAUGUGGAAUGGUGCCUUGGACUGCUGAACAUUGACAACAUUCUCUCCUCCCACCUGCUGCUGCCUCACCUCUUCACCCUGAUGGCCACUCGUUUCUUGGGCAGGUAUGCCCGCCUCAUUGCUCGGGUCUCCUCUCAGACUCGAGCUGCCCGCCCGUCUCCGUCAGCAGCCAAGAUGGUUGAGCUUCAGAGGACUCAGUACUGUGCGUUGGUCUCCACGAGGUCGUUCUGUGAGGGCAGGCUGAUGGCAAAAGAUGAUGCGUUCCCAAGUGUGCCGACUCGCACGCAGCUGGACGAGAUGGUGGAGAAGGCGACUGCACCAGAGGAAAUCUUGAGAGCCUGGGAACAACAUGGAGGAAAUGCUAAUCAAGCUGCCAGUACUCUGUUGGCUUGGACUAAGUUGAUGCAGAGGACGCAGAGCAAGUUUCACCAGAACACUUCUUCUGGGAUGGAUCCAAGGCUGCGGGACAUAAUGGAUACUAUAACAGACCACACACCAACCGUAUGGAACAGCACCCUUGUGUCUGUCUUGCGAGCGCUCUGGGUUAUCGGCGUCCCCAACAAUGAUCCGGUUUUGGGUUCUAUCCAAACAGAGGUCAUGUGGCGAAUCCGUAGGCUAAACUACAAGCAGGUAGCCUUCCUGGCCGAGUGGGGGACAGGCAGAAAGGGGCAGCAGGAUGUGGCUAUCGUGAACGCUGCGCUAAAACAGUUGGAACUACGCUGGACUGAAAUCUCUGAUGCCAAAACUGUCAGCGCACUCAUCUCCAAAGGACAAUACAUGUCGCCUACGUUGAUGGACAGGCUAGAAGACAAGGCUUUGGAGCUUGCCGAAAGCUUUUCAGCGGAGGGAAUUUGCAAAGUGUGCGUGUCUUUAGCUACCAUGGGCCGCAGAUCUGUGCCCCUACUCCGCGCUCUGUCCUACCAUCUGCUACAAAGGCCGUCAUCAGAAUUCACCACCUCACUAAUACUGCAUAUGGGCUUUGCAUAUGGGAAGCUGAGUUUCCACCAGUCUCAAGUAUUUCAGCGAAUGGCCUCAGAGUUGAUGCCCAGAGUCUCUGAACUGACGUCUAGCGAUGUCACCCGCUUUGCAAAGUCCCUGGGCUUCCUCAAAUGGCUUCACAUCCCGCUCUUUGAGGCCUUUGCAGAGCACUAUGUGGCGCACAGUAAGAAGUACAGCAUUCUGCAGCUGUGUAACCUGCUCAUGACGUUUGCCAGACUGGGCUUCCAGCCUAGCAAAGGAGAAAAGUUCUUUGACAAGGUUCAUCCUGUGAUGGAGGACUCCCUCUCAGGCCUGGAGCCUUUCCUGAAGACAGAUGUUGCAUGGUCGCUGUGUGUGCUGCAGCAAGCCAGGCCUCACUAUCUAACCCCCCUCAUGCAGCAGGAACAUAUCGCAAAGCUCUCGGAGGGCAGUCCUGCUCGAGUGGAGAACUACCGACUAAAGCUCCUCCACCUCGCUGCCACGCUGCACUUAGAGCAUCCCGAAUCGUCAGAGCCUGCAGCUACCUCAUCCAUCAUGAACGCUCUGCCUGCUACAGCCAGUACCUCCUCACUUUCCCCACUGCAGAGCAGCCUGAGAGAGGCUUUGCACACUUUCGUGGGUGGGAGGAAAGAGAUGCAUCGCACUGGGGUCAGCACCGUAUAUGGAUGGACUAUUGAGGGUGAGGUGGUAAUAGACUGUGACAUCAAGCCCAUUGAAUUAUCUAAGAUGAAAGCUCCUCAUCUUCUUAGUGGAGGAGGACAGCAGACGUUACCUGAAGGGUCACGACGGAUCGCUUUCUUGACUUGGGAAUUCCCCAACUUUGGCUCUAAGAGUAAAGACCUACUGGGGAGGUUUAGCAUGAUGAAGCGACACCUGCAGCUGGCUGGCUUCAUCACAGUGGAUGUUCCAUAUUACGAGUGGUUGGAGCUCAAGACGGACCAUCAAAAGUUGGCGUACCUCAAGGACAAGAUGUGGAAGGCUGUGGCCGAGGACAUGGCCAAGUGAACCGGGUAGUCUUGAUCACAUUUGCAGGCUCAACUAAAUCGAAGCUUUCCCACACAAAUGGGACCACAGGGAAUAGAAACACAUGUUCAUAUGCAGAGCAGUGCAGCAUUGCAGAGGAGCUCUAAAAAGAACGAUACACAAUAUAUAAAUAUAUAUAUAUAUUCACUGUGGUUCCCGUGGCAACGUGUGGGGCUUUCCCUGUUUCCAUGGAGAUGGCAGCAAGAGUUGUGGAGUCAGAAAUAAACCCAACAAGCUUUAAGUUGUUGCAUCUGUGAAGGACUUUUUAUUAUACAGUAGAAGUAAUUGUCCAACAUGUGCUAUGCAGGAGCUUUCAAUGGAUGGUAAUAAUGAAUGUGAGUGGAGUCAUCUUGUGUUGGAAUAAAAUAUUUUAUUGCUAGUUGUGUCGUCGU